This is a messenger RNA of Dinoponera quadriceps, 5255 nucleotides long. RefSeq lists its product as uncharacterized. Gene Ontology annotation, biological process: regulation of transcription by RNA polymerase II. The record is from RefSeq and is a predicted model, not a curated record. Gene Ontology annotation, molecular function: RNA polymerase II cis-regulatory region sequence-specific DNA binding; DNA-binding transcription factor activity, RNA polymerase II-specific. The transcript has 2 exons. Gene Ontology annotation, cellular component: transcription regulator complex; PcG protein complex. Bases 16 to 3078 code for a protein of 1020 amino acids. NCBI's taxonomy places the organism in Eukaryota, Metazoa, Arthropoda, Insecta, Hymenoptera, Formicidae.
CUACGGCGCGGACCAAUGUCUUGUAGAGAGCGAGGUGGAGGAGGAAGAAUCGUUUCUGUCUCUUCCACCGUUGCCGUCGUCGCCGCUGCUGUCGCUUCCUCUUCUUCUUGUAUGCCGAGGCGACGCGAUACUCGAGAACGCAUCAUCAAUUCUAGCGAAAACGAGAACCGCCCGUCACCAUCCCGCUACACACUUCUUGUCUCUGAAAACAAUCGUGAGAAAAAGGACGAACGGCGGACGGUAGUGGCUGGCAAGAGAGACAAGACCGCUGACAACUGUCGUACGAGAACUAGGACGACUGAAGUAACGGCGAGCGGCAGGAGUGACGACGUUGUCGAGACUACUUUAGUAGCCGAGAAGUUCUCAGUUGACUUUGAGAAAUGGUUCAAGAGGGAACCUACGAGCAUGGACCUGGACGGCAAGGUAACGGAGGACGUGGAUCAAUACCUAGGUGGGGAAGCAUUGUCGCCGCACAGUUUCCUGGAGAAGGAUCCUUACGGCCUGUCGAUCGACAUCGACCUGGCCACCGAAGAAAAGAAAGAGCAUCUGACCGAUCCAAUACUUCAGAUGCCGAGCGAGAAGGUAGAUGACGAAUACAUACUGUCAGAUUUUCAUCUGUACCAUCUGGAUACUUUGACGCUGUCGCCAGACGACAUGAUGGAGAUACUGCCGUCCGAUCAAUCGACAUUGUACGCCGCGGAGAGCCAGGAUGACGUCUCGCGAAGCGGCGAUGAUUGCAAGAAAUCCACUCGGAUUGCCGUCAACGAUCCGAAAGAUAAAGAGGAAAGUAAGAAAGUAGAGGCGACGGAAGACGAUACCAAGCAGGAAGCAGUGCAGUCCUCGGCGAAGAAUCCUUCGGGACUCUUUAUGGGAAUCCUAGCGCCGAUAGGGGAGAACUUGUCGAAAGUUGAGAGGCAAGAGGCCCCUCAAGUAUCAGACGCCAUAAUGGAGCAAUUGAAGGCAAGGGUGAAACUCGAGCCGCGUAUCAUCAAGAAGCGAGGGAAAAUGUCGGAAAAGCGGCUCGGCAGAAGCUUCAUCCGCGACGACGGUCAGGACGACGUGAUGGCCGUGGUAGCUAUAUCGACCGACAAAACCUCCAACAUGACGCAGAUCGUCAUCAAUACCGGCAAGGAACGGCAGGUCUAUCAGGGCAAAACGUCGGAGCUGAUCGAAGCCACGGGGAAUUUUCCGAUGCUGCCAAAGAUCGACGUUUGGAACGGUAUAUCGAGCGUCGACAAUUCCGGUAAUAGUCAGUACGAGAUCGUGAUAUCCAAAGCCUUGGAGGAAUUGGGCAUCACUGACGACAGUCUGCAACCUGUAUGCGUCACCGCGCACGACAAGGUCUGGCUCUGCCCGCAAGACGAUUGCAACAGGCAGUUCGGCAGGCUUUACACUCUCAAGGGUCAUUUAUUGACCCACUACGGGGUCAGGCCGUUUAAGUGUGAUCACGAGGGAUGUGCCUGGGCGUUCUACUCCGAGUUCAAGCUGAAACGGCAUAAGGAGACACAUCUGAAGCGCAAGGAUCACGUGUGCGAGGUGGAAGGGUGCAAUCGCAGAUUCACCACAGUCUACAACUUGUGGAGCCACGCGAAGCUGCACAGCCGUCCGAAUCGAAUUUUCUGUCAAGUUCCCGAUUGCGAGGAGAAGUUUCAAACGAAAAGGGCGCUGGAGCUGCACAUGAAGUCGCACGAUCAGCGUCACGCGCCGUACGUGUGCCAACACUGCGGCAAACGGUAUUACAGCAACAACGCGUUAACGUCUCAUCAGCGUUCGCACAGCUACAAGGAAGUGGACGUCAAGUGCUCGUGGCCCGGCUGCGGCAAAGUAUUCGACAAACCGUGUCGCUUGAAGGCCCACACGCGUUCUCACACCGGCUGUAAGCCUUAUCAUUGCACCUAUCAGGAUUGCAAGUGGUCCUUCUCGUCGUCCAGUAAGCUCAAACGACACCAGAAGAAGCACACGAAUGAGCGUAAGUUUGCCUGCGAAGCGCCGGGCUGCGGGAAAGCUUUUAUGCGCUCCGAACACCUGAAGGAACACCGGCUGACGCACACCGAAGGCCGUUACUUUCAUUGUUUCGUGUGCGACGCGCGCUUCUCUGCCAAAAGUAGUCUCUAUGUGCACAUUAAGAAGCAUCAGACCAAGAUGUUGACGAAGAUGGACGAUUUAUCGAACGCUGGCCGGAAAGGCGCGAGGACGAAAGCAUCUCACUUCUCACGAGCAGCGAAGCCUAUCCAGUCGGUAUCCAUGGAACCACUCCGAUUGGAGGAGAGCGACGCAGCGUCCUGCGACGAUUCAACGUACGCCUUCCACAAGGAUCAACUGCGUACGGCGUAUUACUGUCCGAUCGAGACGUGCGCGUACUUGUACUCAAACGAGACGACGUUACGUCAGCAUGCGCUCAAGGUGCACGGUGUGAUUGUGCAGUGCGAGGAAGACUCGCUGCAAAAGGGUCCGUCGAUCACGGAUUAUGUUCUCUGUAAAUUAUCGUCCUCGACAUCGCCGUCACUCUCAUCACCGCCGCUGCCGUCGUCAUCUGCUCUGUCAACGACGACCACCACUUGGUCCUUGAGUUCACCUAUCGCCGCUGUGGUCACUGCGGACGAGAAAACGGUAAUGACGAGCGACGAAGUGCGCGUUGUCAAUCUGAGCGCUUCAUCCUCGUUGCUACCGACGAAAAGAGCGGUGUGUUAUUUAUCAAAGCCAGCCUCUUUCGACAACGUCGUUCUACCGAAGAUCAGUGUGCAACCGUUACGAACGGAUGAAGCCGUACAAGAAGCUGCGAACAAGGAUCAUGGUUCAGCGCGCACCAGCCUUACGUUAUCGGACGUGCUUCGACGAAAGAUAUAUGAUGCACAAACAGAUGCAGUGGAUCGCUCGGUCGUGACAUCCUGUGUCACGACGUCCUCAUCGUCCUCCUCAGUCGCGUUAGGUACGGGUGAUCUGUGCGGGAAUCUGUUGUUCAUAGAGGAGUUGCCAUCGGUAUAUUAUCAAGACGACCCAGCUGGCGCAGAGUAUCAGGUGUUGUUGCUCGAUUCUAGUCCGCUCGAAAGUGCUGGUAACUUGCGCGGUUACGAAUGAGCCUCUCUCCCCAGUGAUCAUACGGUGACGACAUUACGAUCUCGAACAACCGUCGUGGCUCACAGCGGUUGUUACUAGCGUAAGCGUAGCGUACACAAGCGCCGAGUCUGUGAUCUAGGAGCUGGCCUCAGCUUGACAUUCAUUUGUACCGCAACAUGUAUAGUCUUGCUUUGAAAUCGUUAUUUUAUUAAUAAAUCGUUGAUAUUUUCCAUUAAAAAAAUAUCGUGUUUUUCAUUGUUUAGGCGAUAUCUGACUAUUGUGUGUAUGUGAUGGUUGUGCUACACGAUUCUGUCACAACAUCGAGUCGUCGAUGAGACUAGGUGAAAUUAUCGCGACUGACUGGUAUUAGCUCGUAUUAGAGUAUAUCAAAAACAUGCUUUCAACAAAACUUUCCAAACUGUGCCGUUUACAAAUAAUUUGCUAAUUAUUUACUAUUAUUUAGCACUUCGGAUUUUGCUGAUAUACAAACACAUGCACGCGUCCAUACAAACACGCACGUGCACGCUCGUUAAAGAAAUCACACUCGUUAAGUGAUAUCGUUCAACUAGAGUAAAUAGAUAAGAGUGCAACCGACAUAACAGUUUGAUCAGAAGCACACAUGGUUUAUUUUGUUUGUGACUAAAAAUAUAUAUGCCGUGCACGAUGUCGUUAAGUUAAAAUAUUUUUGUUACAUAUUUUCGAUAUAUCGCGAAUUCAGUUGCGCUUCUCUACUUAUAUUUAGGACUCUACGACAUCGUAUUACGUUAUGCAAGAUCUUCGAAAAUUUUUAUCGCACCGGUACAUUUUUUGGCGCGGUACACACAUAUUGCCGUAAGAAAAAACAAACUAGAUAGAAUGUAUAAAGCACGUCGAAGACAUGUUGAGAGAUUUUUACUUAAUGCGUAUAUAUGUACAUAUAUACACCGUAUAUAUAUAUAUAUACCCUUCGAGGCAAUCGCGCGCUAAAAUAACAUUACUCGCAAGUGUUCCGAUAAUUGGAUUAUAGAUACAUUCUAAACGAAAUUAUCCUACAUAGGAACUCUCACGUAACGGAAUUACGCCAACGUUGAGCGACGUUGAGCUCUGUAAUAUACGUAUCGAAUAUUUGGGAGCCUUAAAUAAAAAUCGCGAUACAUUAAAAUGAUCACCGGAGGAAUGUAUACACACGUGCGUUUACGUGUGCAUUUUGUAUAUGGCGUGUCUUUCAGCAGCUGUUCUCUCUCAUCUAAGAUCAUUUCGCCGGAAAGUAUAAUUCGUGCUACAAUCUUCUUAGCAUAUCGUUUCAGAUGAAUAAAGGAAUAUAUAAUAAUGUAUGCUAAUUACGCGUCUAUUUUAUCACACUCGUGAUAAGAUAAUUAAGCUAACUAUGUGGGAACAAAUAUAUAAUUCGAUUACGCGUAACGUUGCACGUAAUUAAUAUUUUUGUCUCUCUUAUAUACGAAAAAUGCAGCGUACUUGGUCGAAGAAAGGAUUUUCUGCAUCAUACAUAUCAACUAAAUUUCAUUUCAAAUGAUGAAAUCCACACUCUGAAACAGAAUUCACUAUAAUUCGCUAUCAUCGUGAACGAUAAAGUAUGUUGCACGUUGCACCCGAGAACAGUUAUAAUAACGAAAUCGCGGGAUAUCACUGUAAUUUUCUCCAUCUAACAAUACUAGCAAUACGCAUUUCGUCGUUGACAAGCGAUUUUCGUACGACCGAGAACAGAUAUGUAAGCCGAAUCUCGACGAUCAGCUAAGUCAAGAAUCUCGACGUGUCUUUCGUCUUGUUAGAAAUAAUACCGUCGAAGAGAGACGAAUCUCAUAGUGCGAACAGACGCGAAUUACCUGUUUACUGUCUUGCAUGUUCGCUCGCGCAUCAUUCGAAUUAACAUCCUGAUAUUGAUAUUUUUGAUUGUUUUUAGGAACUCAAUUGCGACACAAGAGCCGUUCGCAUAGGACUCGAAAAGGCGUAGCUGUCGGGAUACGUCGCACAAUGGAUCGAAACUAUAAAAUCUGUGGACAUACAUAUAUGGGCUAAAAAAUAAAGUCGACAUUUUUCUGUCGAAACGUGAAAAAUGUAGGGUAGAAUGAUCACGCCCUCUGAAUCUAUAAUGAUAUUCUUAUUGAUAUUGUUUUUUGUCAUUAACUAGAGCAACACAGCGCGCUAUUCAGCUAAUUAUUAUUAUACGGAAGAGAUCUCAGUUCGUGUAAUUAAUUAAA